AUGGUUGACGACUCUGUCCUCGCCGCGGCUUCCCAAGUCGUCUCCUCUCUUGCUGCCGACGCCAAGACGGCCUCCUCGCUGACCGUCUCCCUUGGUUCCAAGAUCAAACUUCCUGGGGAUGAUUCACCUGCCAAGAAGUGUUUUGAAUUCGAGUUGCAAAAGCUCGCACUGAGAAUCGCUCACCUCGAGCGGAGGGCUGCCGCCGCUCCUCCUGCUUCGCUCCCCGAAACUCCAAACGAAUGCAACGACCCUGUCUUUGGCGAGGAUCCCGCUGUCACCCCCGCUGUCCGCGCUGCCAAGGCAAAGCUUCUUCAGGCUAAUCCUGGCCUGGAUAGCUCUCGUUUCGGUGGCCACAUUACAAAACAGCAGCUCGAGGGCCUUCGUGAGCACGUCGAUGGUCAGUCAAAGCUUCUCGACAACCAACGUCAUGAGCUGGAUGGUGUCAAUGCUCAGCUUCUCGAGCAGAAGCACCUUCAGGAGCGUGCUCUCGAGGUCCUUGAGCAGGAACGCGUCGCUACCCUCGAGCGAGAACUGUGGAAGCAUCAAAAAGCGAAUGAGGCCUUCCAGAAGGCUCUUCGCGAAAUCGGUGAAAUUAUCACAGCCGUUGCCCGCGGUAACCUGACCAUGAAGGUCCGCAUGAACACUGUCGAAAUGGACCCCGAAAUCACCACCUUCAAACGCACCAUCAACGCCAUGAUGGAUCAGCUGCAAAUUUUUGCCUCGGAAGUAUCUCGCGUCGCCCGUGAAGUCGGUACCGAGGGUCUACUCGGUGGUCAGGCCCGCAUUGGCGUUCGCGAAAUUGCCUCCGUCACUACCGCCGUCGCACAUGGAGAUUUGACCAAAAAGAUUGAACGACCUGCUCGUGGAGAAAUUCUUCAGCUCCAGCAAACCAUCAACACUAUGGUGGACCAGCUUAGAACAUUCGCAUCCGAGGUCACGCGCGUGGCCAGAGACGUCGGCACCGAGGGUAUCCUUGGCGGUCAAGCCGAUGUUGGAGGAGUUAAGGGCAUGUGGAACGACUUAACUGUCAACGUCAAUGCAAUGGCCAAUAACUUGACGACACAAGUACGUGACAUUAUUAAGGUCACGACGGCUGUCGCCAAGGGUGAUCUCACCCAAAAAGUUCAGGCCGAUUGCCGAGGAGAAAUCUUCGAGCUCAAGUCCACCAUCAACUCCAUGGUCGACCAGCUUUCCCAGUUUGCCCGCGAAGUUACCAAGAUUGCAAGAGAAGUCGGUACUGAAGGUCGACUUGGUGGCCAGGCCACCGUUCAUGAUGUUGAAGGUACAUGGCGCGAUCUCACCGAGAACGUCAACGGCAUGGCCAUGAACCUCACUACCCAAGUGCGAGAAAUCGCAAAGGUCACCACCGCCGUCGCCAAGGGCGAUCUCACAAAAAAGAUUGGUGUGGAGGUUCAGGGAGAAAUCUUGGAACUCAAAAAUACAAUCAACCAGAUGGUUGACCGUCUCGGUACCUUUGCCGUCGAAGUCAGUAAAGUCGCCCGCGAAGUCGGUACCGAAGGAACUCUUGGCGGCCAGGCCCAGGUCGCCAACGUCGAGGGCAAAUGGAAAGAUCUCACUGAAAAUGUGAACACCAUGGCCUCCAACCUCACAGUACAAGUCAGAAGCAUUUCAGCCGUCACACAAGCCAUUGCUAAUGGCGACAUGAGCCGAACCAUUGAUGUCGAAGCAAACGGAGAAAUCAAGGUUCUAAAGGAAACCAUCAAUAACAUGGUUGGUCGACUCUCGAGCUUCUGCUACGAAGUCCAAAGAGUCGCAAAGGACGUCGGUGUCGACGGCAAGAUGGGUGCCCAAGCUGACAUUGCUGGGCUGAAUGGACGAUGGAAAGAAAUCACAACAGACGUAAACACCAUGGCUGCCAACCUGACAACCCAAGUACGUGCCUUCUCCGACAUUACAAAUCUAGCAACGGACGGAGACUUUACCAAGCUCGUCGACGUCGAGGCCUCUGGCGAAAUGGAUGAAUUGAAGCGCAAAAUCAAUCAAAUGAUAUCAAAUCUACGAGACAGUAUCCAGCGAAAUACGCAAGCCAGAGAGGCUGCCGAACUGGCCAACAAAACCAAGUCCGAGUUCCUUGCCAACAUGUCUCAUGAAAUUCGAACGCCCAUGAAUGGAAUCAUUGGCAUGACGCAGCUGACUUUGGAUACCGACCUGACACAGUAUCAGAGGGAAAUGCUGAACAUUGUCAAUAACCUUGCAAAUAGCCUCCUGACGAUCAUUGAUGAUAUUCUGGACUUGUCCAAGAUUGAGGCCCGGAGAAUGGUUAUUGAAGAGAUCCCGUAUACGUUACGUGGAACCGUAUUCAAUGCUCUCAAGACCCUGGCAGUCAAGGCCAACGAAAAAUUCCUGGACCUCACCUACAAGGUCGACAGUUCUGUCCCCGAUCACGUCGUUGGUGACAGCUUUCGACUCCGACAGAUUAUUCUCAAUCUCGUGGGCAACGCCAUCAAGUUUACCGAGCAUGGUGAGGUAAGCCUCAUUAUCAAGAAGAGCACUGUGGCCGAGCAAGUUGGACCUGGCGAGUACGCCAUUGAAUUUGUCGUUGAAGACACGGGUAUCGGCAUUGCUAAAGACAAGCUGGAUCUCAUCUUUGACACAUUCCAGCAAGCCGAUGGUUCCAUGACGCGCAAGUUUGGCGGCACAGGUCUCGGUCUGUCCAUCUCAAAGAGAUUGGUCAAUCUCAUGGGCGGUGACCUUUGGGUCAACAGUGAAGCUGGUCGAGGCAGUCAAUUCCACUUUACCUGUCGUGUCAAGCUCGCAUCGGAUGAUACUGAUAGCCUCUACAAGCAGCUGGAGCCCUAUCGCGGUCACCAAGUUCUCUUUGUCGACAGGGCUCAAUCCAGCUCCGGCAUCGAGAUCCGUGCCAUGCUAGAGGAGAUUGGCAUGCACCCUGUUGUCGUCGACUCAGAGAAGAGCUCUGCCUUGACGAGACUCAAGUCCGGCGGCGCCUUGCCGUAUGAUGCCAUCCUCGUCGAUUCCAUCGAGAUGGCGCGAAGACUUCGUGCCGUCGACGACUUCAAGUAUCUUCCCAUUGUUUUGCUCGCCCCCGUCGUGCAUGUCGCCCUCAAGUCAUGCCUGGAUUUGGGUAUAUCCUCUUGCAUGACUACGCCAUGCAAACUCAUUGACUUGGGCAACGGCAUGAUUCCUGCGCUAGAGAACCGAGCAACGCCAACCCUGGCAGACAACACCAAGUCUUUUGAGAUUCUACUGGCCGAAGACAAUACCGUGAACCAAAGAUUGGCCGUCAAGAUUCUAGAAAAGUACCAUCAUGUUGUCACGGUAGCCGGCAAUGGCUGGGAGGCGGUCGAGGCCGUCAAGGAGAAGAAGUUUGACGUCAUCUUGAUGGAUGUUCAGAUGCCAAUCAUGGGUGGUUUCGAGGCGACUGGCAAGAUUCGGGAAUACGAACGCAGCAUGGGCUCACAUCGCACACCCAUCAUUGCCUUGACUGCUCAUGCAAUGAUGGGACAUCGCGAAAAGUGCAUUCAGGCUCAGAUGGACGAGUACUUGUCCAAACCGCUCCAGCAAAAUCAGCUCAUUCAGACCAUUCUCAAGUGUGCAACCCUUGGAGGACCGCUUUUGGAGAAGAAUCGUGAGCGCGAACUACUUGUCAUGCAGGCAGACGCAAACUCGUCGCUACACAAGGAGGAUAGCGGAUUGCUGCGUCCGGCCAUGGAGAGUCGCUCGUUUACCUCGCGAGAGCCCAUGAGAUCCAGGGAAGCGGCUGCGGCCAAUGGCUACGAUGCGAGCUCGUCAAGGCAAGACGCAAUCUCGAGAACGCGGCAAGAAAUGGCUGAUACCCGGAGACUCUCCAACUAG
Molecule: messenger RNA, 3834 nt
Organism: Beauveria bassiana ARSEF 2860
Lineage: Eukaryota; Fungi; Ascomycota; Sordariomycetes; Hypocreales; Cordycipitaceae
Product: putative histidine kinase NIK1p
Exons: 2
Coding region: 1-3834 (1277 amino acids)
Biological process (GO): phosphorelay signal transduction system; phosphorylation; cellular hyperosmotic response
Cellular component (GO): membrane
Molecular function (GO): phosphorelay sensor kinase activity
Source: RefSeq, a predicted model, not a curated record